This is a messenger RNA of Hypomesus transpacificus, 2187 nucleotides long. Its product is annotated as acyl-CoA dehydrogenase family member 11-like. The coding region runs from base 57 to 1934 and encodes 625 amino acids. The record is from RefSeq and is a predicted model, not a curated record. The transcript has 14 exons. NCBI's taxonomy places the organism in Eukaryota, Metazoa, Chordata, Actinopteri, Osmeriformes, Osmeridae. Gene Ontology annotation, molecular function: oxidoreductase activity, acting on the CH-CH group of donors.
UUUUAUUUUGAAAUAAGUUAUAGUGCUUUUGGAAGAGGUUGAAGAGCCAAUUCCUAAUGAUGUCAGUGAGGCGGCUGUUCCUCAAAUGUCAGGUAACGGGAAACCGUUACCGGAUCUUCCGCGGGCUCACCACCCGGCCUGACAACGUGGUUCAGCAUGCGGACAACGAGUGGAACGCAGAGGGGCAUCCGGCUUUCUCCCGUGCCGGAAUAGGAGCGUUCUUCCAAGACAGACCAGCGCUGAAGAACCCCUUCCUAGAAGAUGCACUGCUUAAAAGCUACCUUAGGAGACAUGUUUCUCAUGAGACUGUGUUGUCAGACCUGUGUCAGUUUGGAGAGAAGUUGUCUACGGAGGUGGAUGGGUGGGGUCGGGAGUGUGAGGUCACGCCUCCUAAGCUCGUGCACUUUGAUCCCUGGGGUCGCCGUGUCGACCACAUCGUGACCUCUCCCGCCUGGGGACGCAUGAAGGACCUUUCCGCAAAGGAGGGGAUGGUUGCUAUUGGAUACGAGAGGACCUAUGGCGAGUGGAGUCGUGUGUACCAGAUGAGUAAGCUCUACAUGUACUCCCCUUCCUCUGGCCUCUUCACCUGUCCUCUUGCCAUGACUGAUGGAGCUGCCAAAGUCAUGCAGUCUCUGGGAGUGCCCUGGAUGGUGGAGGAGGCUUUCGGACGCUUGACCAGCCGUGACCCUGACAGGUUCUGGACGUCCGGCCAGUGGAUGACUGAACGAAGGGGAGGUUCUGACGUGGGAAGUGGGACUGAGACGGUGGCAGUGCGGCAGGGAGACGGCUCAUACAAGCUACACGGCUUCAAGUGGUUCACGUCCGCGACCGACGCGGACAUGACCCUCACCCUGGCCAGAGUCCAGGACGGAGGGGGAUCCACCACACAGGGCUCCAGAGGGUUGUCUCUCUUCUAUGCGGAGGUGAGCCGGGAUCAGGACGGCCUGCUGAGGGGCAUCGAGGUCCAAAGGCUGAAGGACAAACUGGGCACCAGACAGAUGCCCACAGCUGAGCUGCUGCUGGACGGCCUGCCCGCACACAAGUUGUCAAAAGACGGUAGGGGCGUGGCCUCCAUCGCCAGCAUGCUGACAGUGACCCGGAUCCACAACAGUGUGGCGGCAGUGGGAGCCAUGAGGAGGGUGGUCCAGCUGUCUCGUGACUACGCCACCCGCCGCACUGCCUUUGGGAAGCUCCUGAAGGAGCACCCUCUCCACAUGCAGACGCUGGCCAGGCUGGAGGUGGAGACUCGCGGGGCCUUCAUGCUCGUCAUGGACGUGUGUCGCCUGAUUGGCCGAGAGGAAACUGGACACGCCUCCCAGCUGGAGGCCCACCUCUUGCGCUUGCUCACACCCGUGGCCAAACUGUACACUGGGAAACAGGCGGUUGCUGUGGUGUCAGAGGGUUUGGAGAGUUUCGGGGGGCAGGGCUAUAUCGAAGACACCGGGUUGCCAGGACUACUCAGGGACGCACAGGUGUUAAGCAUCUGGGAGGGGACGACCAACGUGCUGUCCCUGGACGUGCUGCGCUGUGUGGCUCGCAGCUCCGGGCAGGUUCUCCAGGCCUACUUCACCCACACCAAGACCCUGCUGGAGGCGGCCUCUGGUGUCCCUGCCCUGGCCCCGGCCGUGACGGCUGUAGACAGCGCCCUCUCUGGACUGGGGGUCUUUGUACAGGCAGCAGCCAACAGGCCUCCCAGCUACCUGCAGCUGGCAGCUAGAGACUUGGCAUACAGUCUGGCUCGCAUCUACAUGGGUGCCCUGCUUAUUGACCAUGCCUCCUGGGAGGAAGCUUGUUCUACUGAUGCCUAUGCAGCGCUCAGGUGGUGUGAGCAGGACUUGUGUCCAGUGGUCAGCCAGGAGAAAAGAGGUUGUUACGAACCCAGGACCCCGCCCCUUGAUGCUGCUUUGGUCUACGGGGAACCAAUCAGUGACUGAGUACCUCCAAAUGAGCCAAUCACAUCCUGUUUUGAUGCUGCUUUAAAAUGGAUAUUAAAGAGUAAUGACAUGGCUCUAUGUCAGCCUUAGUCCACCGCUUCAUGUGAUCCACCAGAAAUUACUCUUUGGUGAAAAGUUGUGGAUGUGUGAUUUUUCAUGAUUAUAUUCCUUUUGGAGACAGGAUUGACCAAUAUACCAUAAAUACUACUUUUCCAAUGCCAUGAACUGUGAAAUAAAAUAUAGAUUUAAUCUG